This is a messenger RNA of Pungitius pungitius (ninespine stickleback), 3228 nucleotides long. Its product is annotated as dynein axonemal heavy chain 8-like. The transcript is spliced from 18 exons. NCBI's taxonomy places the organism in Eukaryota, Metazoa, Chordata, Actinopteri, Perciformes, Gasterosteidae. Bases 1813 to 3159 code for a protein of 448 amino acids. The record is from RefSeq and is a predicted model, not a curated record. Gene Ontology annotation, biological process: microtubule-based movement. Gene Ontology annotation, molecular function: dynein intermediate chain binding; dynein light intermediate chain binding; minus-end-directed microtubule motor activity. Gene Ontology annotation, cellular component: dynein complex.
AAAACUGUAUGAAUUCACAUGAUGAUAUAAAGGAGGGAUGGGCAACUGGCGGCCCCGGGCCAUUUUUGUCAUAAAUCUUGCUAGGAAGUGCGCUACCCCUUCAAUCAUUUAAGUUACCCAUUCCUGAUAUAAGGGUUAUAUUUGCAACAUAAGCAGGCAGUGCUAUAUGUGUCACAAAAGCAACUACAACAGCAGACUAGUGUCUGAAAAAACACCCAGUUAAGUUAAGUACUGUUACUGUUUACAAAAAGUAUAGUGAUAUUAAAAUAUGCUCAAAAACAUAGUAAACAACAACAAACUAAAGGUAUACUUAAUACUCUUGUGGCUAAAUAAUGUGAUUGAUGUGAAAAAAAUGUGUAAUGCUCUUCUUCGCCCUCCAUUGUCUAGCACGCACGAGCAGACGAUGUGAAACAGCGCCCUCUGCGGUCACAGUUCCUGAUGGGUCACAGAUUUCGGUGUAACACCUGUUUAACGUUUAAUUCCGUAACUGUUAGCAUAUAGGUGCACUAACAUCACUAUGACCGCAUCGUCUCUGGCGCUAACGGCUGAAGCGCGCGGCGCCUCAACGGUAAACGAUAACGGUUAUGACUCAACCGUUAACGUAAGUGAAGUUCACCUGAUACGGGCUGAAUAAGAAUCUCAUUUGUCAGCGGUCAACCAACAAACACAAAACAGCGAGCCUUUGGGGGAAAAGGAACAGCACUUCGAGAGCAUGUGGUCUACUGAGUUUAGGAAGGAAGAGUGUUACAUUCUCCAGUGAGAGCCAGAAGCCCACUAGUGAGGAUGAAGGUCCAGACAGAAAUAAAGCCAUCAAAUUUGAAAAGGACUUUAAGAUGCUUUAUGAAUACUUUAGUGCAAAGGUAUUUGAAGCACUGGUCAAAUCAACCAAACUUUCUCUGGAUAUCUUGAAAAAGAGUAUUUGUGUUCCUAGCUCUACAUCAAUAAAAGGGACGUUUGGUAAUUUCCAGAAGUCAAUAUCUGAGAUUAAGGUAGUCCCGCUCAUAACAUGUGCAGUCCAGCUGGUUAUUCCCAAAGUGGUAAUUAUUCCAAAUGUAGAUGAGAUCCAACAGGGCAUAAAUCAACUAACUGACAUGGUGUUGGAAAUCAGCAAGGGCAUUGUAUGGCAGCAGGGCUACAGUCUCGAUGGUGCAAAUAAGACAGGUAUCGCAAAAGGUCAAACUCUGGAAACCAUGGCUCAAUCUUGAUGCCCCAGAGGACGGUGUGAUCCCAGAUGGAUACAACUCCCUUGAUGUCUUCCUUAAACUUUUGUUGAUAAGGUCUUGGUGUCCUGACCGUACCUUGUCUCAGGCCAAAAAGUAUGUAGGAGAAUCCCUGGGCGAGAAGUUUGCAGAGCCGGUCAUCUUGAGCCUUCACGGCACAUGGGAGGAGAGUGAUCCUCGCACGCCUUUAAUUUGCUUCCUUUCUAUGGGUUCAGAUCCCACAGACCAAAUUGAAGCACUGGCUAAGAAACUGAACCUUGAAUGCAGAGCUGUCUCCAUGGGCCAAGGACAGGAGGUGCAUGCAAGGAAGCUUCUUAAGACAUCAAUGAUGCAGGGCGGAUGGGUCCUUCUGCAAAAUUGCCACCUGGGCCUGGAAUUUUUGGAUGAGUUGCUGGAAACUAUCUCAACGGAAGAGACCAUGCAUGAUACCGUCAGGGUUUGGAUCACCACAGAACCACACGAUCAUUUCUCCAUCACACUCCUACAGUCCUCCAUAAAGUUUACCAACGAUCCACCCCAAGGAGUGCGUGCUGGCUUGAAAUGAACAUUUGCCGCAAUUUCCCAGAACCAGUUGGAAGUCAGUAACCUGCCCAUGUGGAAGCCUAUCCUAUACAGUGUGGCCUUUCUCCACACCGCUGUACAGGAACGACGUAAAUUUGGACCAUUGGGUUGGAACAUACCAUAUGAAUUUAACUCCGCUGAUUUCACUGCAAGUGUCGAAUUUGUUGAGAGACACUUGGAUGAUUGCGGACCCAGGAAGGAUGUCUCUUGGGUCACUGUGCGAUACAUGCUAGCCGAAGUGCAAUAUGGAGGAAGGGUGACCGAUGACUAUGACAAACGCCUACUCAAAUGUUUUGCCCGUGAGUGGUUCAGUAAAAAGAUGUCUGACCCGUCCUUUUGCUUCUAUACGGGGUACAACAUUUCUGUGUGCAAGACAGUGGACGAGUACAAGGAAUGUAUUCAGAACUUGCCCGCUAUAGAUUCACCUGAGGUGCUGGGGCUGCAUUCCAAUGCUGAUAUCACGUAUCAGACAAACACAUCUGCUGAGGUGCUAGACACAAUCACAAAUAUCCAGCCGAAGGAAAGCGGCGGUGGAUCAGGAGCGACCCGCGAGUCAAUCGUUUACAAAUUGGCGCAGGACAUGUUGGAUAAACUGCCCCCUAACUAUGUGCCACAUGAGGUCACAUCCAGGCUGCUGAAGAUGGGAGCUAUGAACCCAAUGAACAUCUUCCUACGUCAGGAGGUCGAUCGAAUGCAAAGAAUCAUCAAUGUGGUUCGCAUUAGUCUGACUGAGCUGAAACUAGCCAUUGAUGGCACUAUCAUAAUGAGCGAGAACCUCCGUGAUGCCCUGGACAAUAUUUUUGAUGCCCGUGUGCCAAACCUGUGGAGGAAAAUCUCCUGGGAGUCGUCCACACUGGGCUUUUGGUUCACAGAGCUUCAGGAGAGAAACAAACAGUUCAAUAGCUGGGUGUUUAUUGGCAGACCUAAAACAUUUUGGAUGACAGGCUUCUUCAACCCGCAAGGGUUCUUGACGGCUAUGAGGCAAGAAGUAACAAGGGCUAACAAAGGAUGGGCUCUGGACAGAGUCACGCUGACCAACAAAGUGCUAAAGCAUUUACAGGAUGAGAUCACAGCAUCACCCAGAGAGGGAGUUUAUGUUCAUGGUCUGUACCUGGAGGGCGCUGGCUGGGACAAGAAGAACACCCAUCUCAUUGAGUCCUCAGCCAAAGUGCUAUUCACAGCCUUGCCUGUCAUCCACAUGUUUGCCAUCAACUCCACUGCCCCCGUGGAUCCGAAGCUGUAUGUCUGCCCCGUCUACAAGAAACCGAGGCGAACAGACCUGAAUUACAUCACAGCAGUGGCGUUGCCGACCAUGAAGUCCCAGUCCCCAGAUCAUUGGAUCAUGCGUGGGGUUGCCCUGCUCCGUGACAUCAAAUAAAAUACAGCUGCCCGUCUUUAUUAAUAUGAAAUGUUGCUUAAAUGAAAAAUAAAAAUAUUUUUAAUCUGA